Molecule: messenger RNA, 1503 nt
Organism: Striga hermonthica
Lineage: Eukaryota; Viridiplantae; Streptophyta; Magnoliopsida; Lamiales; Orobanchaceae
Source: the annotation of a GenBank genome assembly
AUGAACCAGCUUUCAUCCACGAGCCUUCUUCCCGAAAGCUUUUCGGGUGCUCGGGACGAUUUUACCGAGCAAUUUAGCGUCGUAUGGGGCCAAAUCAAGGCCCCAUUAAUCGUGCCAUUGCUUAAAGUUGCAGUCUUUUUGUGCUUGGCAAUGUCGGCCAUGCUUUUCGUCGAGAGGGUUUACAUGGCGAUCGUUAUAUGCCUCGUGAAAGUGUUCGGUAAAAAGCCCGAAAAACGGUACAAAUGGGAGCCUCUGAAGGAUGAUUUGGAGAUUGGAAACUCUGCAUAUCCAAUGGUUCUUGUUCAAAUCCCAAUGUACAAUGAAAAAGAGGUUUAUCAGCUCUCAAUUGGAGCUGCUUGUGGGCUUUCAUGGCCUUCUGAUAGAAUCAUAGUUCAGGUUCUUGAUGACUCAACAGACCCCAUAAUCAAGAAUAUGGUGGAAAUAGAGUGCCAAAGAUGGGCUAGCAAAGGCAUAAAUAUAAAGUAUGAAGUUAGGAACAAUAGAAAUGGGUACAAAGCUGGGGCUCUUAAAGAGGGCCUUAAACACUCUUAUGUGAAGCAAUGUGAUUAUGUUGCUAUAUUCGAUGCGGAUUUUCAGCCCGAGCCCGAUUUCCUCUGGCAAACGAUACCGUUUCUAGUGCACAAUCCGCAGCUGGCCCUCAUCCAGGCCCGGUGGAAAUUCGUGAAUGCAGAUGAAUGCCUGAUGACAAGAAUGCAGGAGAUGUCACUUGACUAUCAUUUUACAGUAGAGCAAGAAGUUGGAUCCUCUACAUAUGCUUUCUUUGGCUUUAAUGGAACUGCGGGUGUGUGGAGAAUAGCAGCAAUCGACGAGGCGGGAGGAUGGAAAGACCGUACAACUGUUGAGGACAUGGAUUUGGCCGUUCGAGCCGGCCUCAAAGGAUGGAAAUUCUUGUAUCUUGGUUCUUUAAAGGUGAAAAACGAACUGCCUAGCACGUUUAAGGCAUACCGCUAUCAACAACACCGAUGGUCAUGCGGGCCAGCAAAUCUGUUUCGGAAAAUGGUGGUGGAGAUCAUACGAAACAAGAAAGUGACUCUGUGGAAGAAAGUUCAUGUGAUAUACAGUUUCUUCUUCAUAAGGAAGAUCAUUGCCCAUAUAGUCACCUUCGUGUUCUACUGCGUUGUACUGCCUGCUACCGUGCUUGUACCCGAAGUUCAGAUUCCGAAAUGGGGAGCUAUCUACAUUCCUUCGAUCAUCACCCUCCUAAAUGCAGUCGGGACUCCAAGAGUUAACGAGUGGAUCGUGACAGAGAAGCUUGGGGAUGCUCUUAAGAUGAAAUCGGCACUUAAAGCUUUUAGAAGACCUCGGUUUAGAAUCGGUGAAAGGGUCCAUUUGUUAGAGCUUGCAACGGGCGCUUACCUCUUUUUUUGCGGUUGUUACGACUUUGCAUUCGGAAAAAAUCACUACUAUAUAUACCUUUUCGUUCAGGCGAUCACGUUUUUCAUCAUGGGAUUUGGCUAUGUUGGCACAUUCGUACCAUCUUAG